Messenger RNA from Leopardus geoffroyi (Geoffroy's cat), 1894 nucleotides. It is a transcript of the gene UBC, whose product is annotated as ubiquitin C. NCBI's taxonomy places the organism in Eukaryota, Metazoa, Chordata, Mammalia, Carnivora, Felidae. Gene Ontology annotation, cellular component: nucleus; cytoplasm. Gene Ontology annotation, biological process: protein ubiquitination; modification-dependent protein catabolic process. Gene Ontology annotation, molecular function: protein tag activity; ubiquitin protein ligase binding. The record is from RefSeq and is a predicted model, not a curated record.
ACCAUGCAGAUCUUUGUGAAAACCUUGACCGGUAAGACCAUCACUCUGGAGGUGGAGCCCAGUGACACCAUUGAGAAUGUCAAAGGGAAGAUCCAGGAAAAAGAGGAUCCCCCUGACCAGCAGAGGUUGAUCUUUGCCGGGAAACAGCUGGAAGAUGGGCGCACCCUGUCUGACUACAACAUCCAGAAGGAGUCCACUCUGCACCUGGUCCUCCGCCUCAGAGGGGGCAUGCAGAUCUUCGUGAAGACCUUGACGGGCAAGACCAUCACUCUGGAGGUGGAGCCCAGUGACACCAUCGAGAAUGUCAAGGCGAAGAUCCAGGACAAAGAGGGCAUCCCUGACCAGCAGAGGUUGAUCUUUGCCGGGAAACAGCUGGAAGAUGGGCGCACCCUGUCUGACUACAACAUCCAGAAGGAAUCCACUCUGCACCUGGUCCUCCGCCUCAGAGGGGGCAUGCAGAUCUUCGUGAAGACCUUGACGGGCAAGACCAUCACCCUGGAGGUGGAGCCCAGUGACACCAUCGAGAAUGUCAAGGCGAAGAUCCAGGACAAAGAGGGCAUCCCGCCUGACCAGCAGAGGUUGAUCUUUGCCGGGAAACAGCUGGAAGAUGGGCGCACCCUGUCUGACUACAACAUCCAGAAGGAGUCCACUCUGCACCUGGUCCUCCGCCUCAGGGGGGGCAUGCAGAUCUUCGUGAAGACCUUGACAGGCAAGACCAUCACCCUGGAGGUGGAGCCCAGUGACACCAUCGAGAAUGUCAAGGCGAAGAUCCAGGACAAAGAGGGCAUCCCCCCUGACCAGCAGAGGUUGAUCUUUGCCGGGAAACAGCUGGAAGAUGGGCGCACCCUGUCUGACUACAACAUCCAGAAGGAGUCCACUCUGCACCUGGUCCUCCGCCUCAGGGGGGGCAUGCAGAUCUUCGUGAAGACCUUGACGGGCAAGACCAUCACCCUGGAGGUGGAGCCCAGUGACACCAUCGAGAAUGUCAAGGCGAAGAUCCAGGACAAAGAGGGCAUCCCCCCUGACCAGCAGAGGUUGAUCUUUGCCGGGAAACAGCUGGAAGAUGGGCGCACCCUGUCUGACUACAACAUCCAGAAGGAGUCCACUCUGCACCUGGUCCUCCGCCUCAGGGGGGGCAUGCAGAUCUUCGUGAAGACCUUGACAGGCAAGACCAUCACCCUGGAGGUGGAGCCCAGUGACACCAUCGAGAAUGUCAAGGCGAAGAUCCAGGACAAAGAGGGCAUCCCGCCUGACCAGCAGAGGUUGAUCUUUGCCGGGAAACAGCUGGAAGAUGGGCGCACCCUGUCUGACUACAACAUCCAGAAGGAGUCCACUCUGCACCUGGUCCUCCGCCUCAGGGGGGGCAUGCAGAUCUUCGUGAAGACCUUGACAGGCAAGACCAUCACCCUGGAGGUGGAGCCCAGUGACACCAUCGAGAAUGUCAAGGCGAAGAUCCAGGACAAAGAGGGCAUCCCGCCUGACCAGCAGAGGUUGAUCUUUGCCGGGAAACAGCUGGAAGAUGGGCGCACCCUGUCUGACUACAACAUCCAGAAGGAGUCCACUCUGCACCUGGUCCUCCGCCUCAGGGGGGGCAUGCAGAUCUUCGUGAAGACCUUGACGGGCAAGACCAUCACCCUGGAGGUGGAGCCCAGUGACACCAUCGAGAAUGUCAAGGCGAAGAUCCAGGACAAAGAGGGCAUCCCCCCUGACCAGCAGAGGUUGAUCUUUGCCGGGAAACAGCUGGAAGAUGGGCGCACCCUGUCUGACUACAACAUCCAGAAGGAGUCCACUCUCCACCUGGUUCUGCGCUUGAGGGGAGGUGUCUAAGUUCCCGCUGUAAGCUUUGACAAAAUGCAUUGCACUUUUCUUUCAAUAAAGUUGUUGCAUUCCCAAA